Messenger RNA from Triplophysa dalaica, 1210 nucleotides. It is a transcript of the gene cdkn1ca, whose product is annotated as cyclin dependent kinase inhibitor 1Ca. Gene Ontology annotation, molecular function: cyclin-dependent protein serine/threonine kinase inhibitor activity. Bases 95 to 739 code for a protein of 214 amino acids. Gene Ontology annotation, cellular component: nucleus. Gene Ontology annotation, biological process: regulation of cell cycle. NCBI's taxonomy places the organism in Eukaryota, Metazoa, Chordata, Actinopteri, Cypriniformes, Nemacheilidae. The record is from RefSeq and is a predicted model, not a curated record. The transcript has 3 exons.
GGCCUUUAACCACCGGCACAGAUAUAAACAGACUACAAACAACAAGACCCAAACAAACGUCGGCUCAGGUCUCAAGAUUUUGCGUUUAGGCAUCAUGACAAACGUGGACGUAUCAAACAACCUGGAGCGUCAUGUUGCACGGUGGACAUUUCCUCUUCUUGCCCGCACAAGGGCUUGUCGUAACCUUUUCGGACCCGUAGAUCAUGAGGAACUGCAUUGUGAAAUGAAACGCAAACUCCUGGAGAUCUCUGAGCACGACCAAAGCCGGUGGAAUUUUAACUUUGAGAGCAACUCUCCAUUACCUGGAGAUUACGAAUGGGAGGAAAUUUCAGAGGAUAGUUUACCUUGUUUCUACAAAAAUAAAGGGCAGAUUAAGAGAGAGCGCGCUGGGGUGUCUGUCGACGCAACAGAAGAUGCGUCCGCCACCGUUGACUGUGGAUUUCACGGGUUAUCAAGGAGUCCGGUUCAAGAACUAGCGGAUGUCCCGAGUAAAUCCAGCGAACUGAAUCAGGAAAACCUCGCUUGUGCGAUCAACUCGAGACCUGCUCGCUCUUCAGGCAUCAAAAAUAGACGAAAGAGGACAUUAAUCCCAGAGUCUACCAGAAACAGCACGCCACAAAUUACAGAUUUCUUCCCGAAAAGAAAGCGGAUCAUUGAAUCCAAAUUGGACGAACGUUCCUCCCUUCAAGCCAUCACAUCCUCCAGCCUUGAAGUGACGCCACGUAAAACAAUAAGAUAAUGAUGUUUGCACUCUACGAAAAAUGCAGCAGUCCACCUGUGUUUAUCUGCGGAGCGGAUAAAAGAAACAAGGGGACGAGACCUUUCUGAAAUCAGAUAUACAUGUAGCAAUAAUGGCUCCGCCAACAGAGACUUUGUUUUCCUGUACAAUGUCUAAACGGUGCAAUUUUUAAGUUUAAACUGUUUAGAGGGCUAGGCCACACAGCUCUAAAUAGACUAGAAAAAAAACAUUUUUCUUUUUAAAUAUGCUAAUUUAUUUUAUUUAUGUUUCCAGAUAGUUUGACACUUUUUAUUAUUUACAGCUAUUGUUAUUGAUUUUAUUAUUUGUGCCCAUAUGUUUUAUUAUGUGUUUUAUUUAAGGGUUGUUUGCAACAUUGUGUAAAGAAUUUCUGAGCCGUGUGUUUUAAAAUAUUUUCUGUAGCCCACGUUGUAUCUUUGAAUCAAAAUGUAAAUUAAAUUAUAUUUUUGCUAA